Molecule: messenger RNA, 1552 nt
Organism: Pristis pectinata (smalltooth sawfish)
Lineage: Eukaryota; Metazoa; Chordata; Chondrichthyes; Rhinopristiformes; Pristidae
Product: protein reprimo A-like
Exons: 1
Coding region: 135-449 (104 amino acids)
Source: RefSeq, a predicted model, not a curated record
ACUGACAAGGCGAUAGGUUUCAUUGGUUGGCUCAGCCCAAGAAAACACACUUGUUGAUUUUGUCUUCACUGGCGAGAAUCCCGAAGUAACGCCGAGUAAACAACGCCUCCUCAGCAGUUCGGCGCCUGCGAAGAAUGAAUUCUACUUGGCCGAUGAACGAUUCCUACCCGGCGAAGGCUGCCGCUGCCCGGGCGGUCCUCGCCUGCUGUAAUUACACCUGGCUUGUGAGCGAUGCCGCGGUCGGGGCAGCCGCGCGGGACGAGCGCAGCCUCUACAUCAUGAAAGUGGUCCAGAUCGCUGUCCUCUGCGUCCUCUCCCUCACUGUCAUCUUCGGUAUUUUCUUCCUGGGCUGCAACCUCCUCAUCAAGUCGGAGAGUAUGAUUAACCUCCUGGCGAAGGAGCGGAGACCGUCUAAAGAGGUGGAGGCUAUAAUCAUAGGCUCCUUCUAAGGUUCGGAGCAAAAGCCAAGACCAGGACCACAAAUCAUGGUCCUUGCUAAAGAGGACGAUGGAACUUUAGACUCUAAGGAGGACUAUUAACUUGCCUUGUAGAGUGUUUAAAUCCACAGGAACGAGACAGCUUUGUAAGAGCGAGACUGAGUUUUAAAAAGUUUGUUCGCGGUGUUGCGGUGUGUGUUUGGGGUGUGGGGAAGAUACGGACAAUGUAUCUGUUGGCCGUGAAGUGCCCCAGUGGCUUAGAAAAUGAAAUAAAGAUUGUGGAAAGGAUUACCAGGCGCUCUCAGAUGGUCGCGUUGAAUCAAAAUGUACCAUACUCUAGCGCGCCUGUUUCCGUGCAGAGUUCUGAAGAUAAGUACUCGGUUUAAGACAAAUGUUGACAUGAUUCAUGCCACGGUAUAUAUUUAGCUGCUUUGAAAGCUUUCUCCUGGUAUUGAGUUGUGAAUCAUAUCCCAAAGUUAGAAUGCCUGCAAUCCUCCGUAUAUAAUGGGCUGUCUGGCUCAAACGAAGGCCAUUCAGCCGUCGCACCCGUGCUAGCUCUUUGAAAGUGUACACCAUUUAACCCCAAAAUCCUGCAGAUGCCCCUUCCCACCGCCUUCCAGUCUCUACCCCAUUCCCAUUGGAUCACCUCGCAUGGGUCGCGCCGUUCUCGCAAACCGAGAAAGCUCAGGCAAGAGCGGAAACCUUUCAAGAACCGGGCAGGAGUUGAAGUUACGUUUCAAGUGAAGCUUGAACCACGGGAAGGAGCAAGGUGUAAACUUGGCAGACACUCUGUCCUGAACAGAUAACUUCUCCCAAGUUUAAAGGUCUCUGCAGCCGUGAAAAGGAGACGUUAGGGUUGGGAGGACUGCUGCUGCCAUUGCUGGGCAGAUGCUUGACAUCCUUCCAGACUCUAUUUGUUAACCUGCUUAAAAUCCAAUUGGUUCGCGGCACCGUAGGAAGUGGUAGAUUGUUAAGUGAACGCGGUGCUCCGUCAGAUACCGCGGGCGUUUAUAUUUUAACUCGCUCAGUCCGCUUUUUAAGGUGACGAUUAUUGUAUUCUGUUGUGUGUUUCUUAAAUAGUACUACUGAUUUUCAAAAAUCAUCAGCAUAUUACA